UAAGAAAUUAAGAAUGCAGCACCACGUGUGAAGCCUGUGAAGCUGAUGGAUAAGUCAAUCUACCAAUUUACCCUGAAAUAUAAUCCCUAGAGAUAACUAGAGGUGCCCAAAUUCUCAAUCAAAUGGAUCCAGUAAUGGAAUUACCACAAACUGACUUUACUGGCAGUGACUCUGUUAUACCAACAAGUCAUCAAAUGGAAACAGACAGUGAAACAAUACCAAAUGUUGUGCCAACAACAGCCCCUGGUGGUCCACAGUCGGGAAAACAUGAAGAAUUCUCAGUCGAAAAAGUCCUAGAUAGAAGAAUUAAAAAUGGAAAAGUAGAAUUUCUACUAAAAUGGAAAGGUUAUUCUGAUGAAGAUAAUACCUGGGAGCCAGAAGACAAUCUAGACUGUCCUGAACUUAUUUCCGCGUACGAAGAAGCCAGGCUGAAAAAAGAACGAGAGGCAAUACCAAAUGUGACAGAGUCUGUUGAAGAAACACCUACAAGAAAACGUUCCCGCAGAGCUGACAAGAAAAAGAAGAUUGAAGAAGUUGAAAAACCAAGAGGUCUUAAUAGAGGAUUGGCACCAGAAAAAAUUGUUGCCGGUCAACUUUUCCAUGGAACACUUUAUUUCUUAGUUAAAUGGGAAGGUUGUAUGGAGUUAGAUGUGGUACCGGGCCAUGCUUUAGGCGAGGCGUUCCCUGACUUUGUGAUCCAGUAUUACAGUUCUUGUGUUCCAUUCAGUGUACGACAUCCAGUGCCAAAAGUUCCUCGGACAGCACCAGAGCGUCCUCCACCAGUUAGUGUGUCAAAUGACACACCAAUGGAUUCACAAGAGAGUGCUAGUCAAAGUUCUAUUGAAACCCCUUCAGACACGCCAUCUACAGUUGAGAAUCCGUCUGAGGAACCUGCAGCAGAACUGGAGGCGCCCUCUAUCGAAGUUCCUGUUAACUGACCUUUAGUUAUAUAUCUUGAAAAUAUCGAUUGAUAAUUAUUUUUAUAUGAUGAUAAUUCAUAAUAAAAAUCAUUUAUGGAUUGAUAAAUAAACUAAUAAUUGUUA
Molecule: messenger RNA, 1043 nt
Organism: Papilio xuthus (Asian swallowtail)
Lineage: Eukaryota; Metazoa; Arthropoda; Insecta; Lepidoptera; Papilionidae
Product: chromobox protein homolog 1
Exons: 7
Coding region: 123-938 (271 amino acids)
Cellular component (GO): nucleus
Source: RefSeq, a predicted model, not a curated record